AUGAAUAUAAUUGAGAAGAACCGUGGCAAUUCGCGUUUUAAAAACAUCGACAAUGAAGAAGUCGAAAGAAGACGGCAAUACCUCGCAGAUAUAAAAGUGCUUGUUCAUUCAAUGCGCGACAAUAUGCGCAAGCAGCGACUAACAAUCCGAAAAGAAACCAAAACGCUUCGUGAUGAUCUCUUAAACACAGCCACGGAAGAAGCGUCAACGGAGUCUCUUUCGGAGCAAGGCAGACGUUAUAUCAAAGAGCAAUUGGUAAAAGAACAAGAAGAAAUGAUCGACGAUUUGAGUUCGGGCGUGAAGCGACUGAAUGAAAUGGCGCACACGAUCCAAGACGAGAUUCAGCAGCACGACCAGCUCAUUGACGGCGUCGAGAUCGAAGUGGAUGUUGCUCAGACGCGAUUGGAGCGCGGUCGUAAAGAGAUUGAGCGAUUUCUGAAGACGCGAAGUGAUCGAAUUGAAUGGCGGAUUGACUGUUUAGAUUGGUGUCUCAUCAAAACGAUCUUCUUUCUCUUCUUGUUCACUGUUUUCUUCGUGUUCUAUACAUUUAUAUCGUAA
Blastocystis hominis is the source of this 558-nucleotide messenger RNA. RefSeq lists its product as hypothetical. NCBI's taxonomy places the organism in Eukaryota, Bigyra, Opalinata, Blastocystidae. The transcript is spliced from 3 exons. The record is from RefSeq and is a predicted model, not a curated record. The coding region runs from base 1 to 558 and encodes 185 amino acids. Gene Ontology annotation, biological process: vesicle fusion; intracellular protein transport. Gene Ontology annotation, cellular component: endomembrane system; SNARE complex. Gene Ontology annotation, molecular function: SNAP receptor activity; SNARE binding.